Messenger RNA from Larimichthys crocea (large yellow croaker), 3333 nucleotides. Its product is annotated as very long-chain acyl-CoA synthetase. The transcript is spliced from 10 exons. The record is from RefSeq and is a predicted model, not a curated record. Gene Ontology annotation, cellular component: plasma membrane; endoplasmic reticulum membrane. The coding region runs from base 41 to 1972 and encodes 643 amino acids. Lineage: Eukaryota; Metazoa; Chordata; Actinopteri; Sciaenidae. Gene Ontology annotation, molecular function: long-chain fatty acid transmembrane transporter activity; long-chain fatty acid-CoA ligase activity. Gene Ontology annotation, biological process: long-chain fatty acid metabolic process; long-chain fatty acid import into cell.
AUGAGUGGACUAUCAGCUUGACUGCAGGUUUCCUAAAGGCAUGCGCGAUUGCAGCCUGUUAUUGGAAGUUUUGGAGCAGUCUUGGAGUGAGUGUGGUGCGGUGUUUUCUCACCUAAAGAUGGUCACUUUAAUGAUAAGCAGCGUUCUGGCAGGGCUCCUGGCUCUUCUCCUCUACCAGAGAAUCACUUACCCCUUCCUGUGGUUGGAUUUGAUUUAUUACUUGAGACUUCGGGGGUACAAAAAGUCGCUGCAGGCUCGUAUGCAGCGAGGGAUCGUCACGUACCUCGACUGUUUCCUGUACCAGGCGAGGAAGAAUCCGAACAAACCGUUCAUCAUCUUCGAAAAGCAGACUGUGACAUACCAGGACGUGGACAGGAGAAGUAACCAGUUUGCGGACGUGUUCAGGACGAAGGGCUCUCUCAAACAGGGGGACGUCGUUGCUCUGUGGAUGUUCAACGAACCGGAUUUCAUCAGUGUGUGGCUCGGGCUGUGUAAACUGGGCUGUGAAGUCGCUUUUCUCAACGUCAACAUUAAAGCCAAAUCUCUGCUUCACUGCUUCCAGAGCUGUGGAGCCAGGACGCUGGUUGUUGGCGCAGGGCUCCAGCACUCUGUGGAGGAGGUGCUGCCUGAUCUGAAAGACAGCAUGGCUGUCUGGGUGGUUGAUCACACGUCAACCUCUGAGGAUUUCAACAGUUUAUUGGAUAAACUGGAACACAUGUCAGGAGAAUCCUUCAGUGACCUUCCUAAUGUUGACAUCAUGUCAAACUUUCUCUUCAUUUUUACUUCAGGCACCACAGGUCUCCCCAAGGCAGCCAGAGUAGGUCAUCUGAAAGCCAUUAUGAGUAUGGCCUUCUUUGAAAUGUGUGGAGCCACAUCUGAUGACAUCAUCUACAUCACUCUUCCUCUGUACCACAUGUCUGCUUCUCUGUUAGGGAUUGGAGGUUGCAUCCACCUUGGUGCAACAUGUGUGUUAAAAAAGAAGUUUUCUGCCAGUCAGUUUUGGAAGGACUGCGUGAAACACAACGUGACUGUGGUGCAGUACAUUGGAGAGCUCUGUCGAUAUCUGGUCAACCAUUCUACAAUUCCAGAGGAGAGGGCUCACAGAGUUCGGCUGGCAGCAGGAAGUGGUCUCAGGUCAGAUGUUUGGAAGGAGUUUGUCAGACGCUUUGGUAAGAUCAAGAUCAGAGAGGGUUACGGCCUGACCGAGGCCAGCAUCGGCUUCCUCAACUACACAGAUGAGAUCGGACCGAUUGGUAGGGCGAGCUAUUUCAACAAGCUUUCUAUGCCCUUUGAGCUUCUGAGAUAUGACCCACAAACAUACGAGCCAGUCCGAACACACUCUGGAAGAUGCAUCCGGGCACAAAUAGGAGAGGCAGGGAUCCUGGUAGCUCCUCUGACGGCUGUGAACCAGUUCCUGGGCUACGCUGGGAACAAGGUCCAGUCUGAGAAGAAGAUGCUCAGGGAUGUGUUCAAAGCUGGAGAUGUCUAUUUUAACACUGGAGACCUUCUGCUCCAUGAUUACAGGGACUUUCUUUACUUCCGGGACCGCAUUGGAGACACUUUCAGGUGGAAGGGAGAGAAUGUUUCCACCACCGAGGUGUCAGAGAUUUUAGGUCUUCUUGAUUAUAUCUUGGAGGUCAACGUCUAUGGAGUCACCAUACCAGGAUGUGAAGGUCGAGCAGGUAUGGCUGCUAUCGUCCUGAAACAGGAUCACAAAUUCAGUGGAACACAGCUCUACAACCAUUUAACAAAAACACUUCCGGCAUAUGCCUGGCCAUGGUUUCUCAGAAUACAGACCUCUUUGGAUGUGACUGAGACCUUCAAGCAGCAGAAGGUGAAACUGGUCCAGGAGGGUUUCAAUCCAGCCAUCACCCAGGAUCCUCUGUAUUUCUUAGAUGUGUCUCAGAAGGACUAUAUUCUCCUGACUACAACUCAAUAUCAGGAUAUUGUGUCUGGAAAGAUCAAUUUAUAAACCUGUAGGACAAGUUAAUGAAAGAGUACUGACGGUUAUCCACAGAACAUCGGAAGAUAAGAUGAAGUGCUGUAGCCACAUUUCCAUCUUGUCUGUACUUCAAAGCUUGGUUUGUGAUCAGUGCCACAGUAAGAAGUUACCAAGCAACCCCUUAAAACAAAAUUGUGUCUAUCCCUUCUCACAUUUGACAUAUUUACAUAUGUCAACGAGUUGUGAGCAGGUCCAAAAAAAAUAAGUAAAUAGUUAGAUUCUCAACGGUUUGCUUCCAUAAGAAGAUUUGUACUUAGUUGCUAACUGUAAAAAUAGUAGCCAGAGUUUUUAUUAGAGGUAGAUUUAUAUUAUAGACACGUCUUUAUUUCUAGUUUCAGUACAUUUGAUCAUAUUUUAAUGAGAAGCCUCUUUGUCCUGGUCUGCUGUUUUACUCAACACUUCUUUAAUAUCUACAUGUUAUCUUUAUAAAAUCAGUAUCCGUUAUCAUUUCCACAGCACUAAAUCCAGUCAUGGCUAGAAGGCUCAUAAGUUAAAGACUUUGGUUCGUCAUAUAUGUAUAAAUACAUAUUUUCAACCACAUCUGUGUCAAAAUUAUGAUUCUUGUUAAUUAUUAUAUUAUUAUCCAUCCAUCCAUCCAUCCAUCCAUCCAUCCGGUAGCUUUACUGUACUGAAAGAAUAGCAUCAUUGAUGUUAUUCUGUCUUUAUACUGAUGGAAUUAUUGCUGUGGAAAUGACCAUUAUACUGAAUUUAUCACAUUAGUAUCUGUAGUAUCUGUCCUGUUUCAGUGCCUGUUCUUAACAUGAAUCAUUCAUUGUAGCCAUGGCCAUUAUUUGAAAGACUUUUAUUUUGUGUGCAGACUUUCAUUUGAAAAUGUAUUCUAUUUACAUUUUCAGUGGUUCAGGGAAACUUUUUUUUUAGAAGGCUGGGAUUUAUACAUUUAUACUUCUUAAGUACUGUAUGAAGUAGUAGUCGUCUAAAAUUCACUGUACAUAUAACAGUUGUCUAACUUUGAGCAGAAUCUAAGAGAAAACGAGUAGAAACAGAAAUAGACAAGUUACAUGGGAAUAUUUCAUAGCUUAACACUGCUGAGUUCACCCUUCUCAGGACGGUCCGAUCAUAUCAAAACUGAUGAAUGAAUUUGUCUGAUGGUGGCGCUAUAGUAACCAUCAACUUACCUCAGCAUAGCACUUAGCAGGGGUGACACCAGCAGUGAAAUGUGAAAACUGAAAUUGAUAUUUGUCUUUUAAUCUUUUUUUGUAAUAUUGUAGAAUCUUUUGACAUGUAAUUAAUUUUUCAAUUGUAAAAUUGAACACUACUGUAAACUGUAACAUUUUCAUAUUUAUGUAUGUUUAAAUACUGACUAAUAUACA